CGCUCCCGAUACAAUUGGUGCACAACGUGAGUGAAGUACUACGAAUAUACUCUAUCUUUGGCCUCCUCGGCUUCCUUUGGAAAGGAGUUCAAAUCAGACCGCACAGCUCGUCACACUCUCGAAACUACCUAGUCGUAGAAAUCCUCUUAGGACUUUUUGGCCAGCUUAUCGAACAGAUUUGAAACAUCUUUUAAUCCUGUGACGAGGUUAGGCUCUAACCAAUCUCUGCCAUUCCGUUGUCACCAUGGUUCUGGAACUGACCUUCUCGAUCGUGGACUAAGGCAUAUUUGCCACUAUGCUGUUCAUUUCCUUUCUCAUUGGGAUCUACCAAGCGUGCACCAGUUCACAAAACAAUGACGAUUAUCUUUUGGCGGGAAAGUCCAUCGGAGUAAUCCCAAUGGCAAUCAGCCUUUGCGCCUCCUUCAAUUCAGCCUACAUGAUCCUGGGCAUACCCGCUGAGAUCUACACCUAUGGCUCUCAAUUCUAUGUCAUGAUCUUGGGCACCGGUAUUGGCGUGUUCAUCGCUGGAGAAGUUUGGAUCCCGGUACUUUACAGAUUGAACCUGGUCUCCAUGUACGAGUACUUUGAGCUGAGAUACCGUUCCAAGUUUCCCAGGCUAGUCAUGACUCUGAUCUUCAUCCUGAAGAGUUCCAUCUACAUUGGCAUCGUUUUGUACGCCCCAACCAUGGCCUUGGCUUCCGUGACUCAAUUCUCUUGGCAACUUUGCAUCCUCGUCUUGGGCAUCUCGUCGACCAUUUACACUGCCAUUGGCGGCAUGAAGGCCGUGGUGUGGACGGAUGUGUUCCAGAUUUUCAUUGUUUUCGCAGGCAUCGUGGCCAUCAUCGUGGAGGGCUUGAUCAAAACCGGAGGGUGGGAGAAGAUGUGGGAAACCAACGUUGCUGGAGACAGGAUUGAGCUUUUCAACUUGUCCGUCAACCCUUACGAGCGGCACACAUUUUUGAACGUACUCUUCGGGACCUUGAUCAUGUGGGGCUCUCCAUACACGUGCAGUCAGUACUUGGUGCAACGUUGUCUGUGCUUACCAACGCUCACCAAAGGGAAGAUCGCUCUCUACACCAAUUUCAUCGGACAGUUCGUCAUGACGACCAUGGUGGCCCUUAUCGGACUGAUUAUGUACGCCUACUACGCCACCUGCGACCCGGUCAAGGCAGGUGUUGUGGCGAAGAACGAUGCCAUCAUCCCCUUGUUUGUACUCCAAGAAUUUGCGGAAUAUCCCGGGGUGGCUGGACUGUUUAUCUCCUGUCUUUUCUCGGGGGCUCUCAGCACUCUGGAUUCCACCUUAAACAGUUUGGCUGCCGUCACUUGGGAGGAAAUCAAGGCGUGCGCAUGCUUCAAAUCCAUCAACAAAAAGCACGAGAAUAUGAUCACAAAAUCGAUCUCGGUGGCAUACGGAGUGGUGGCCAUUGGUCUGGCAUUCGUCUGCCACAAUCUGGGAUCACUGAUCAACGUGGGUUCCCGACUCUUCGGCGCUUGCAUGGGUCCGAUGUUUGGCCUUUGUCUGGUCAGUGUCCUCUGUCCAAUGGUCAAUUUGAAAGGGGCCUCGGCGGGGAUUGUCAUCGGACAGAUCCUGAACAUUUGGCUCAGUUUUGGAGCUAUGAUGUACUCAUCUGCCCCGCCCACUUUGUCCCUGAAUGUCACGGAUUGCUCAGUGUUCAAUAUCACGUUAGCUGCCGACGAAAUGAGUUCGACUCAGAACACAAAUAUCACUCAAGAAUCCUUGGGACAUUCCGAUGAAUCCGUCUCUUCCAUCUAUCUACUCUCGUACAAUAUUUAUCCCAUCAUUGGCACCUUGACCACCGUCCUGGUCUCACUCUUUGUGAGCUUAUGCACAGGAUUUAAUCAAGAUCUUUGUGAAGAAGAUGCCAAAUACUUUUACCCAUACUCUUGGAAGCUCUAUAAGUAUUGUCACCUGAAAUUCCUAAGUUCCACGGGCAAUUGUCCAGUCCCAACGAUAAACGACCGCAAAGGAUGCUCUCAAAACGAAUUGCAGAAAUUGUAAACCAAGUAUUGAUAUUUUUGGACUAAACGGCCUAUCGAUGAUGUAGGUUUAAAAGCUCCCACCAAGGUAUCAAAUUCUGCCUCAAAACAUUUCGCCCCGUGUUAUAUUUGAUCAUCCCGGUGUUCAAUCUCAGCUGUCAUUCAAUCCAUCGUCUUGCAACUAAAACAAUAAGAUAGUAAUAACAGGAACCAAGGAAUAUUUAAGGUAGACCCACUCUUGUAGAGCCAAACUGUAUCAGUUUCAUUACAUGAUUCUCAUUCAUAUCCUAAAUAUUGCCUAUGUGAAUAUUUUUUCCGUACUAAGAUAUGAUUUUAUAAACACAUUCAUAAAAGUAUCAAAUGGUUCACCAGAACGUUGUCAAUGUCAGGAAAUAAAAGUCUGAAAACGGU
Molecule: messenger RNA, 2409 nt
Organism: Tigriopus californicus
Lineage: Eukaryota; Metazoa; Arthropoda; Copepoda; Harpacticoida; Harpacticidae
Product: sodium-coupled monocarboxylate transporter 1-like
Exons: 2
Coding region: 296-2020 (574 amino acids)
Biological process (GO): sodium ion transport; transmembrane transport
Cellular component (GO): membrane
Molecular function (GO): symporter activity
Source: RefSeq, a predicted model, not a curated record